Molecule: messenger RNA, 1092 nt
Organism: Cryptococcus amylolentus CBS 6039
Lineage: Eukaryota; Fungi; Basidiomycota; Tremellomycetes; Tremellales; Cryptococcaceae
Exons: 5
Coding region: 1-1092 (363 amino acids)
Source: RefSeq, a predicted model, not a curated record
AUGACUGUGCAAGUCUGGUCUGUCACGCUCGGCGACCCCAAGCCUUCGUCUCAAGUGGCUGUCUCUCCAGACAUCCCUCACCCCCCAGCCUCUCGCCGGUCUCUCUCGCCCUUGGCUUUGCUAGCGCGUGACGCGCUUACCAUCCUCCGCAAUGCGAGCUACAUCCCUCUCAUCCUCUGGCCAAUUUCUCUCAAAGGGAAAGGGGCUGAUAUCACCAACAAGGGCAAGAUCUUGCAGGUAGUGAUGUUUGUGUCGUCUAUCGUCUUGACAGGAGGGGCGGUGGGGGCCUUCGUGGCUGGCGUGCCCUCUCCUAUCAUGGUCGUUGCCUCGAUUGCGGGGUUCAUCAAGAUCAACAAUGUGCUCCAAGGCGGUACGAGGAUUGAUCCACCCGAGCAACACUACCAGCGCAACAAGUACCCUGAGGAGAGCUGGCUCUUUGUCAACGGUAUUGCAACCUCCACCUCCGGCCUCAAACUCAUCCAAGAGCGUCUUUUCAACUUGUUCGGCCGACCUGUGAUUGGGAUUCACAACAGGACCUACGGCAUCUGGUUUGACUUGGUGGAGUGUAUGGUACAAAGGGACUUGUUGUGGGAGACGACUGAUAUCCGGGACGGUUACAAUGUAUUGACCAAGGAGUUGGAAAAGCCGGAGAAGAAGAAGGUCGUCCUUAUCGCCCAUUCCCAAGGCGGUAUCAUAACCUCCGCGUGGGUUGACCGACUUGUCUCUCAAUACUCUCCCGAAACCCUUUCCAAACUGGAGAUAUACACUUUCGCGUCCGCUGCCAAUCAUUUCUCCGUCCCUGUCCUCGAACCCCAGCCCUUCGCGCCCAUCUCCACUUCGUCAGGUGGUUCUUCGACAAAAGUGGUAGGCGGCAGAGACAAGACGGGGUCAGUGUUCAAGCACGUGGAACAUUUCGGUAACACAGGUGAUUUUGUGUCGAGGAUCGGUGUCUUGGGAUUUGCGCCCCAUCCCAAGCAAGCUGUUCUCGAAGAAGGAGAAGAGGAAGGAGAGAUAUCGGAGCUGCGAGGUAUCUUUGCUGGUAUGAUCUUUGAGCGCCACAACACCACAGGUCAUCUCCUCUUGAGCCACUAG